Molecule: messenger RNA, 2362 nt
Organism: Phlebotomus papatasi
Lineage: Eukaryota; Metazoa; Arthropoda; Insecta; Diptera; Psychodidae
Gene: CoRest
Product: REST corepressor
Exons: 12
Coding region: 142-1923 (593 amino acids)
Biological process (GO): negative regulation of DNA-templated transcription; regulation of transcription by RNA polymerase II
Cellular component (GO): histone deacetylase complex; transcription regulator complex
Molecular function (GO): transcription corepressor activity
Source: RefSeq, a predicted model, not a curated record
CCAGAAAAGUUCAAGUUGUCUUUUGAAUUGGACGUGCAGGAAGAAAGCUCUCCUGAGAAAUUAGCGUUUUUUAGUGGAUUUUUGGAGGAUUUCUGCAUAGUGCAAAUCCCAUCGUAAGUGACUGAGGAAGCUUCCAUAGACAUGGUGCUGGCAGAGAGGAAUGCCGAAAGUGUGAGAAAUGGUGGUAGGAGAUCCCGAGGACCAAGCCCCAACGGUCAUGCUGGUUCUCCGGAAUCCAGUUCAGAUGACGAAAAUUCGGCAUCCAAGAAAAUCAGCAAAUCCCUGAAGAAAUCAAGUGAAUAUGAAGCCGAGAAGAUUCGGGUCGGACGAGACUAUCAAGCUGUUUGCCCAGAACUUGUUCAUCCCACAGAACGGAAGGUGGAUCAGUUGAAUGACAGAGCUCUUCUGGUUUGGUCACCCACCAAGGAGAUUCCCGAUGCCAAAUUGGAGGAGUACAUUACGGUGGCCAAGGAGAAGUACGGGUACAAUGGUGAGCAGGCCCUGGGAAUGCUUUUCUGGCACAAGCACGACUUGGCCAGGGCGGAAUCUGACCUGGCCAAUUUUACUCCCUUCCCCGAUGAAUGGACAGCGGAGGACAAAGUGCUGUUUGAACAAGCAUUCCAAUUCCACGGGAAGAGCUUUCAUCGCAUCCGACAGAUGCUCCCGGACAAAUCAAUUCCGAGUCUCGUGAAGUACUACUACUCCUGGAAAAAAACCAGAAGUCGUACGAGUGUAAUGGAUCGUCAGGAGAAGAUCAAGAAGAACGAAAGUUCCGAAAAUGGAAGUGAGAACGGAAGCAACGAGGAGUCAGACAGCGAAGAAAAGAAGUGGCCCAUUCACCGUGGAAUUCACAGGGCCAGUGGAUCACCCCCGAGAGGCAUAAAAGAUGAUCAGGUAUCAAGUUCAGCGUCAAGCCUUCAGGCGUCAACAUCUGCAAUAUGCACCAUAAAUUCAAAUAAUACUGGAAAUGACACCAAUAAUGAUGUGCAAGACACAAAGGGUGGUUCACUUCCUAAUACUUCAUCAUCGCCGUCCACAAACGCGUCCUCCUCAUUGUCCUCAACCACUGGUGGUUGUGGUGGAUGUGGUGUUCCGUGUAAUCACGUGAAUAGCACGCCACAAGGCAAAUUAUGCAACAGUUGCUAUCAUCACUGGAGACGUACUGGAAAUUUGCGUCCAACAACGGGCCCUUCGUGUUUUGGGAAGCGGUCAAAAAACAGUCAUGAUAAGCAUAAACGUAAACCACCGCGUGGUAUGCACAUUAAUCACGAUGAUAUUGUUGCAUUGGCCAAUCCAGAUAAUGAUCAAGCGAAUCGAAAUGAUGAACUUCUAGCGACUAUGGAUAGAGAAAUCGUGUCGCUUUGGUGUCAAAUUCAACAAAAUAAACAAACAGUGAGUUCACUAAAGAGAAAAAAUUCAGAUUCAUCUGAUGAUUUGCGACCACCAGAAAGUAUGAGUAAAAUAAAUUCACGGUGGAACAAUGAGGAAUUAUUGCUGGCUGCACAGGGAAUUAGGAAGUAUGGGAAGGAUUUUCAGGCAAUUGCCGAGACAAUUGGCACAAAGACACCAGCUCAGGUGCGACUGUUCUUUGUUAACUACCGUCGCAAGUACAACUUGGAUGGAGCCAUGAAGGAUUUCGAGGCGGAAAAUUCACAGCAGCAUGGCGCAACAUCAAUUAUGGCAUCAGCUGCUUUCAAUAAAUCCAAUGGACAGCAAUUCAGUGAAGAUGUCAUGGAGAUUGAUAUAGAUGACGAUUCGAUGGAAAAUAAGAAGGAGAAGGAUGUAGAAGUAACUGCUAUAACGUGUGACGAUGUGGAUAAGAUUGACAUCGAUGUGAAUAUUUUGCAGGGCAAAGAGACAACGCCCAUUUUGAGAGAAAAUAUUUUACCAACUGAUUCGGGAAGCAACGCAACCACCAAAUAAAAUGAUAAACACAAAAUCCAACUUUUCUUUUUUCAAUCGAGAUAUUCUAAUGUAGAUCGUAAUAAUUACUUUAAGAUUUUUCAAGAAAAAAAGAAAGAAAGAAAGUUUUUCUUCUCAUUCAUUAUAAAAUCUCAAAGAAGAAGGAGAAAAAUAUUUAAAAUAAAAAAAAAUAGUGCUGCUCUUGGCAAAAACAAAAGUAGGAAGAAUAUAUUUUGAGGGUUAAUUAUUUUUUUCUCAAUAGUGAAAUUGAUAUUUUUUCCGAUGUUUUCAUCUCAACAUUAUUAAGUAUACUUGAAGAUUACUGAAAGAAUCGAUCUUAGCGCUUAUUUAUUUUGCUUUUAAAUGACUUUGAAUUUUUUCGCGUAAUUUAGGAAUGAUAGUCGUGAAUUUUGUAUAGAUUUUUAUAUAAUAAUAUAUUUUUAAAUGAUAUCGACGAUAA